Adineta ricciae is the source of this 282-nucleotide messenger RNA. NCBI's taxonomy places the organism in Eukaryota, Metazoa, Rotifera, Eurotatoria, Adinetida, Adinetidae. The record is from the annotation of a GenBank genome assembly.
AUGUCCAUCCGUUUGAUUGUACUAGAGAGCGCUGCACUCGGUCCAGUAGGUGGCCUUGCAGCGUGUGCUUGCUGCUUGAUUAUCGCUGCUAUUUGGGGUCUUUUCGCUACAACUAUUGCACUGGCCGUGUACACGAAGCAAUGGCGAGAUGCCAUCAGACAAGCAAACAACUUAAGCGGUGCUGGUGAUGUACACAUGUUCUUUAGUCACGCUCUUCUUCUGACUAUUCUCUGCGUAUAUGGCUAUCUUGGAAUUCGCCGAGCACUCCGCUCAGCCAAUUAA